Molecule: messenger RNA, 4735 nt
Organism: Sceloporus undulatus (fence lizard)
Lineage: Eukaryota; Metazoa; Chordata; Lepidosauria; Squamata; Phrynosomatidae
Gene: CC2D2B
Product: coiled-coil and C2 domain containing 2B
Exons: 36
Coding region: 181-4542 (1453 amino acids)
Biological process (GO): protein localization to ciliary transition zone; non-motile cilium assembly
Cellular component (GO): ciliary transition zone
Source: RefSeq, a predicted model, not a curated record
UGGGGCUUAUGGCACCUUCAGCUCACAGCCUCUGCUGCCUAGCCACAGGCCCACAGAAGAAGUGAAUUUAAGACGGUGCGACGGUUGGGGGUCUGUUCAGCCAGGCAUCGCGAGAUUUGGAAAUUGCAGCAGCGACCAGCUUCUAUAUUUGCUGAUUUAAUCCAGUUUUUAAAAAGAAAAAUGGAUUCUGACGAGAAAUUAGAAAUAUCAACGAAGAGAAAAGCUAAGAAAGAACAAGUUCAAAAAAGAAUUGCAAGAAAAAUGAUCUCUUUAGAGGAAAGUGCUAGAAAGAAGCAAACAGAAGAUGAUGUAUGUGGUGUUAGCCUCAGAUCGAAAGGAGCCCUGGAACAAGAUCCACAUAAAGUUGCGACUGAUGUUGAGCAAGGGAUAGUAACUGAAGCAUUGCGGCAUAGAGUAAGAGGGAAACUGAAAACUAUCAAGACAGAACAAGAAGAAUUUUUUUCUGAGAACCAGGAUGUUCCUACUGAAGGAUACCCAAACAACCCUGAAGUGAAUGUUGAGGAAGCUCCUGUAGAUGAGGGCUUGGCAUUUUUUACAUCAACUUUUGAAGACCACUCAAAGCUGGAAGAAGUUGAUCCAAGUGUUGACCAGAAAUCAAUAAAUAACGGUCUUCAAAAUGUCUGUGACUUAAAUGAACAAACCCCACUGCUUCACCAUGUGAAAGAAAUACUGCCAGAACUACUUGAAGUAAAGCCUGCUGAGUUUGAAGACAAUAAUCUGAACAAGGAAAAACAAUGUGAUUAUCUCUUUGUACCAAGCAUUUUCCCAGUUAUACACAGAUCUAAAUUACUAAAGAAUAUGUUGCCAAGAAACUUAGAAGAUGAAGGAUUUUACAUUCCAAGAAAACCUUAUAUUUCUAGGAAUACAUAUCACAAAAUGGAAAAUCGUCUUCUUCAGGAAGAAGGGGGGAAAGACUGGUUUGAAGAAAAUGGAGAAUUAAUAUCACUACCUUCACCUAUCAAACAAUCACAUAAUUACAGAGUAUCUUUUCCUAAUGAGACUGACAUACAGUUAAGGACAACAUACAGGAAGGCAAUGAAUCCUGAAUUAGAAAAAUGUAUUAUAGCUAAGCCAGGAGAGGAAAACAAGAUUUAUCAACUAGAUCUUAAUAUAUCAAGCAUUGUAUUCAGUCACCAUUCUCUCUUCAAUUGUGAACAAGUAUUAGCUUCCAGACUGCUUGACAUUUACGAGUGCUUUCAAAAAAGACAACGGCAAAAUGUUACUCACUUGCUAUCUGAAAAGCUGAGAGCAUUAACAAGUGCCACCAAGCUAUCAGAAAGUAAUUUAAAAAUAAACCAGCUGAGUACAAGCACUUUAAAGGAUUUCAGAUCACAAAUAAGACAUACUAAAAGAUUAUAUGACAAAGAAUGCCAAAGAGAUAGUUCUUUAAUACAAAAUAUGCUGAAGAUAUGGAAACAGAUAAAAUCUGUACGUAAGAAACAAGGAUUUAUCAGUACUACAGUAAAGCUGCAAUUUCAAAGGCUGGCAAAUAACUCCGAAAUGGACAGCUGUGACGUCAAAAUAUCUGAAGAGGAUGACAAAGUGGGUUGCUUGGAUUCAUCUCAUAUACUUCAAACUGAAACAGAUUUUGGAGGUUGGAAUGAACCUCUCUUCAUACCACACCUCACAUUUGUGACAGAAAUAACAACAGCAAACUUGUGUCCCAUAGAUGAGCAAAAGAGAAGAGACAAAGUCAAUUUGAAGAGUUACUUUAUUAAAAUAUAUUACAAUAGUAAAUUGGUUUCUUCUACUCUGGAAGCACCUCUCUGCCAGGAUUUCAAAGUAAUAUUUCAGCAAAUGUUUAGAAUUCAAGUAUUAAACUGGCCUGAAUCUCUUUGCUUGGAGAUUUUUGAAUCAAGUAGAAAACCAUCCUUGUUGGCCAGAGUGUAUUUGCCUGUUCCCAGUAACAUUAUAUUAAAAAGCAAAGACAUUUUGGAUGAGGUAGAAUUUAGUUGCGAGCAGCAAGUUAAACCUCUGGACAGGGCAGUGGGAAGUAAUAUACCUUUUUAUCUUGAUGAGAAUGAAACUGACGAACUAUGUAUUCUGACAUCAGGAAAAGUAAUAUAUUCCUUAUUUUGGACAGUUGAUGACAAAGGAAUUCCUUUAGCACCCUUUCAACCUGCUGGCAGUUCUAGUAUGUCAGGGAAUAUUAGGUUAGGAAAAGGAACUGGAAUUUGGUGGCAUUCUGAUAUAAAGAAAUGUAUUGAUUGGGUAAAAGAAGUCAAUAUUGAUCCAAAUGACCCUGACUACACGGAUUUGCUUGAAUUAAUAAUGUAUGCAAAAUCUCAAGAACAAAGUGAUUCUAAAUAUUUUCGUCUUGAACAGCUGCAGGAAGAAUUUAACUUUGCCACCACAGAAGACAUUAAAAAUUGCAAACGUUUUCAGCUGUUGCAGCUGAGAAGCUUAGGACAGUUAGACUACUACUGUUUUCAGCAAAUUCCUCUUUAUGACAGAGAGAUACCAGACACAGUCUUCCAGCAAUAUGGAAGUCAGUUAGAAAAGGACAUGUUGAUGACAGACGUGGAUCCUAUUUCUGCACAAAGGAAUAGUUCUAUCAGCUUCAUUAGCAUGAUGAGAAAGCAAAUUAGAAAACGAAUCGUGACCAUUUGGCACAAAUAUAAUUUAUCAGAUAUUGUUAAUGAUUAUGAAGAAAUUAUAUCUAUGAGCCAAUUGAGUGAUGCAAUUUUCAAGCUAGGUGAACGCAGAAGACAUUUGAAGCCACAAAGGAAAGAGAGACGGAAGGUUCCAGCACAGGCUAUUUCUGAUGGUGAUGUUAAGCUUCUCAUCAGAAUAUUGAGAGCAUAUAAUAUUCCUACAAGAAAAGUGCUGGAAAUUAAGGGUGCAGUCGCUCAUUCCUCAUCUUAUUUACUGAAUCGUAUGUCUCGAGGCAGACAUGUUUUCUCAGGAAACUCAGCCUUUACAGUUGAUCUUCUCAGUGAGGUUUCUGUCCACCCUUUUGUAGAAAUAACUUUCCAAAACACAGUGUAUCAGACAAGCACUGCAGAUGGCUCCCACCCAUGUUGGAAUGAAGAACUUCAAGUUGAUUUUACUUCUCCAGGACAUGAUUAUACUUUCAUAGGACUAUCUAAAAUAAAAGAGGACAUAAAUAUUAAUAUUUUUGAUGAAUUUGUAAUUGAAAAACAUGAGGAUGCUUGUCCAAAAAGCUGCAGCGGUCACUCCUAUGUAAGGAAGAAUUGGCUUGGAUCAGUUACAUUUCCUUUCUCUGCUCUCCUGGAACAAUCAAAGAUAUGUGGUACUUUUCAAGUAAACACACCACCAGUUCUUCUUGGGUAUACUUGGAGUAAAACAUAUGUACCUCCUAUAGAAGACUGUUAUAGGCAAAACUUGAAAGAAUAUACUUUUUUAACCAUCUUUGCCACUAUUGAACCUCAGUUAUCUUCUGCUGAAAAUAACCUGGAAUCAGAUAAGCUUGUAGAUCAUGAAGAUGAAACACUACUGCAAAGAGCAAAUAUUUUUAAGCAAGCAUGUAAAAUGAUGUUUCCAAAGAGAAGAAUAAUAACUUCAGUUUUUGACAAUCAAGGAAGAAAUAUUUUAGUAACAAAAUAUAUUACACCUCUGAAUCCACCACAAGUAUUACUUGAUAUGUGUCCUGAUGAUCCCAACUCAGCUUCUGACUUUGUAUCACGAUUUGUAUCUUUAAUUCCUUGCAUAUCAGACACUGUGGAUGAAAAUGAUGAUGUGGAUAUAUGGAUGACAUCAGAGCACUGCAUCAAAUGGGGUGUUUGCAAUAAAGAAGAACAUGCAGUGCUUCUGUGUAACUACCUUCUGUAUAUUGGGAAGAAAGCCUGGGUACUAUUGGGGACAUCUGUGUUAGAAGGAAAGGUAGCCUAUGUAGCAGCACAAGAAAAUGGAUAUUUUUUCCUAUGGAAUCCUCUGAGUAGCCAGUGCUACAAGCAGUUUGAUGCAUUUUGUCCCCUACAGAGUGUUGAUUGUUUGAUCAAUUGUGAAAAUGUCUGGUUCAACGUACAGCAAAACAGUUCGCCUAUGUGUAUCAGUUUUGACAUUUCAAAGGAAUGCUUCUGGAAACAAAUGCUUCCAGUUAUUUCUCAGGAUUUUAAAACACAAACUGUACAGCCGGAAAAAAUACUUUAUAUCCCAACUGAUGAAAGUUUGGUAGAAGAACUACAGAACAGGAUUGAAAAGGCCUUAAAAAAUAAAAUGAUGGAAUGGCGAUCCCAGCAUCCAACUCGGUGGCAUCGGCAAUGUACCAGUGUCUUACGACAAAUUCUUCCAAAGCUAGAAUUUAGAAAUGGAGAUACAGCUAAGGAAAAAGAAGAAAAUUAUUUGGAGACUUUUCAUGAGCAUUAUUGGGUUACAGGAUUUCCUAUUCAAAUGCUGUAUCUGGAUGUACAGUCAAUAACGGAGGCUGUUUAUCAGACAGGAAUUCAUUCUUCAGAGAUUCCCAACACAGAAUUUGCUCUUGCUGUGUAUAUCCAUCCUUACCCAAAUAAUAUGCUGUCUGUCUGGAUCUAUUUAGUAUCUUUGGUCCGUCAUCAGUAGUAUCAGAUCUGUUGAAUCGGUUAUUUGAUGCACCCGAGAAAUGCUUGUUCGUUGUGAAUUUCUGAAAUGUUAUUCUUGUAUUGCAAAAAAGGAAAUAUUCUAAGUUAUUUCUUCAGUUUCAUAUUGUCUUUUUGCAACUAGUGUUUCUUAACCAUUCCUGAUAUGUUUACAAAAAUCUUGCUUGCUUGUGAAU